AUGGAAAAGAAUUCUUUCAAGCCCGCUGCUCCCAGCAUGCGCUCCUCCCAUUCUCGCCGUCCUCGCUCUUCUCUUCCUUCGUGCUUUGGUAGCUGCUUCAGCAAGGCGUCCCAGUAUGACGCUCUCGACGACGGUACACCGCCACCUACCGCGCCACCUGCCAACCUGCGCCCUGCACUGGUCCAGCAGGGCAAAGUGGCCACACGACCGCAAGCAACAUGCACCUUUAUCGAACCCGCCACUACCGUCAACCGUGUGAGCGCGCGUCCUCUGCCUCCCGUCGCCAGUCGCCGUAUCAUUGCACCCCCGUGCUCCGCAGUCGGCUCCAAGGUUGCGGCCCGCCGCGUGCCCCGCUCGUCCCUCCCCUCCGAAGUCCUUGCCGAAGAGGACGAGGACGUCUACACGGCCCGCUACACCGCUCCCAAGUCGGACGUGUGGCUGUGCUCUCGCCCAACUGGCAACGCGCGGCCUCGCAACGCACCCGUCUUCACCCGCAGCUGCAGCGACAGUUCAGACUCGAGCGUCGAGGAGAAGACCUACAUCUCGUCCCACUGCGCCCGUAACCUCCGCAAGUCGCCUAGCACACAAGGCUUGACUACCAGCGAGUAA
This is a messenger RNA of Apiotrichum porosum, 609 nucleotides long. RefSeq lists its product as uncharacterized. The transcript is spliced from 2 exons. The coding region runs from base 1 to 609 and encodes 202 amino acids. The record is from RefSeq and is a predicted model, not a curated record. Lineage: Eukaryota; Fungi; Basidiomycota; Tremellomycetes; Trichosporonales; Trichosporonaceae.